Messenger RNA from Glossina fuscipes, 1331 nucleotides. RefSeq lists its product as uncharacterized. The record is from RefSeq and is a predicted model, not a curated record. NCBI's taxonomy places the organism in Eukaryota, Metazoa, Arthropoda, Insecta, Diptera, Glossinidae. The transcript has a single exon. Bases 24 to 1277 code for a protein of 417 amino acids. Gene Ontology annotation, cellular component: mitochondrion.
UGGUGACAAAAUUUAAUGUGUUAAUGCAGAAUGAAUUAGGAAAAGUGAAAAAGUCGGAUCCCCUAUACGGUGAAGAGACCAAAAUGACUAAGUCUAAAAGAUUGAAGAAACGGCAAACUGAUACGGAGCAAGGUUUUUUUGUCGAUACUUUAACUGAUGAUUAUCAAGAGACUACUUUUGGAGCAUCGAAUGAAAAGUAUUUAGUUGACCUGCCUGUGCGUAAUGACUACGGCCGUAAUAGAAGAAAGAAAAUUCGUCAAAGUCGAAGCUACUUAAUCUUAGAGGAUAAUCCAAGUAAUGGCGCGCCUGGCUCUACGAUAAGAAAAGAUGGUAACAAGUGUUUGUUUCGCUCGAACUCCAAAAAUGCCGACAACGAGGAUUCUCUCGUAUUGACUUCGCUUUCGCGCAAUAACGUCACGAAGAUGAAAAACAAGAGUAAACCUAGUUGUUCGAUGAAAACCAAGAGCGGGGCCCAACUUCUCAAUCCUGAUAAGACGAUGUUCGAAGUGCCAACCAGAAGCAGUAAUUUCAAAAAACUUUCUUUAUCGCCAGCAGUGCCAGAGGCUACAGAUGAAGUUCGUUUAGCUCACCGACUACGUUUGGCCAUCCACGAAGGCGGCUCGAAGAAUGUGCGCGAAAACGAACAACUACGGACUGUGGUACUAAGAGCCCUCGACCAGCAUAUACCUUGGCCCACUAUAGAGGCUAUGCUCCAAGAUUGUGGAUCACCGCAACGCAUUACAACAAACUGCUUUAUCUUGCAAAUAUGCUUUCAACGCAAGGUUGACUUGAUUUGUUCUGUGAGAACCAAAAAUAUAAUGGCAUUCAAGAAGAAAAUAUUAAGCGUAUUGAAGAGUAACGGUGCCAUCUUUUCAUCGGUUAUGCAUAAUUUUAAUCAUUGCUGCGUGGUAGAAGCGUUAGCAUCGUAUCGUACCCCCAUACAAUUCUCGGAUUUUGAGAGAACUCUAGCCAAAGAUGCUCUGGAGUGUCAUGCGACGUCCGUGGAGAUUAUCGAUUAUGAGACCGGAGCCGUCAAUUUAAAAUGUCAUCCCAUGCAAUUGCCUGAUGUAUCGGUUGCUUUAGAGCAAAGAAAUUAUAAAAUUAUAUCAACUGAUUACGGGUUUCGACCGCGAGAGCGCGUUCAAUUAGAUGAGAAGGAGCAUAGGCGGUAUAACCGUCUUCUGAGCAGUUUGCGUAAAUAUCCUGAAAUCGAAGGUAUUUACGAUAAUUUAAAUCCUGUAGAUUUGCAACCGACUGAGCCUAGUAAAGAUGUCUAAGGGCAUCCAACAUGUCGAACGGAAUUAUAUGCAACGUAAUUUGAUUAUAUAAUG